UUUCAUAAUCAGAGAAUAAGAACAAAAAUUACAAUUUGUAUACGAGUAAAAUAAGUAUAGAUGCUUAAAUUCUUAAGCAAUAAUUCAUCAAACCCAAAAUCUAGAAACAGAGAGCGUAAGAACAAAAGAUGAAGAACCGUAGGAAACGGGGCGUUGGUGACGUCGUUGUUUCAUGGAGAAGAUUUUUCCCGUUUGUUGCUCUGUUCGUCUCCUCCUUCCUUGUCUUCUCGGCUUUGUUCAUCUUCUUAGGGAAAUUCCGCCCGUCGAUUAAGGCGGUUCAUGGUGGCUCUGUACCGCCGGUUAUGGUGGCCCCGGUUCAUGAAGCGGUUAAGUUUCCUGACCAAACACUUAUUCUCAUAAAGUAUUAUCAAUGGUCUUCUCGGUUAUUAACAAAAGAUGACCUCUUCUGCGUUUUCGCCCACACAAACGAUUCGUCCAAAGUGUAUAAAGAGUUACCAUUCGCGGUGGAAAUCAGCGAUCCCGGCCGUCAGAUUGUACGGUGUUCCGCCGUGCCACGUCACCAUACUGUAUCACUCGCCGUUACGAGAUGGACGGUUGAUAAUCGUUUCCUGGUGGGAGCCACAUACCAGUGGGAUAGGCUGGUUUACGACGCCGUGAUCGACCACGAUAACACCACGGUGGCGUUUGUCAAGGGUUUAAAUCUAAGGCCAGGAAAAGUUGCUGACGUGUCAAGAUACGAGUGCGUGUACGGUUGGGAUUUAGCGAAGCCCAAGCUUUUGCUUAGGUCACAAGUUAUCUCUGCGGCCCAAGAGAUCGUACGGUGCAAAACGCCACUAACAGUGUUAAAGGGCCCACGAGUGGCCCAAUCUUCUGCGGUUAAAGUCUCUGUGAGAAUCAAAGGAAGUGGGAUGCUACCUUCCGUUGCCCACCCAAUAAACCAUCCGGUUCGGGUCAAAGACUUGACCUAUGGUGAAAGAAAACAAUUCGAGACAUGUGUUUGUACCAUGACACGAAACGCAGCCAACGUUUUGAGAGAAUGGGUGAUGUAUCAUGCUGGAAUCGGCGUUUCACGAUGGUUCAUCUACGACAAUAAUAGCGAUGACGACAUAGUUUCCGAGGUCAAGAAUCUAAAAAACAGCGGUUACAACGUUUCUAGACACUUUUGGCCGUGGAUCAAAACUCAAGAAGCUGGGUUUGCUAACUGCGCGAUUCGAGCCAAACGCGAUUGUGAUUGGGUCGCGUUUAUUGACGUCGACGAGUUUUUUUACAUCCCGUCUGGUCAAACCUUAACCCAAGUCAUAAAAAAAUACACAACACCAUCAUCAUCGUCUAGCAAGAUUGGUGAAAUACGAACGUCAUGUCACAGUUUCGGACCUUCCGGUCUUAAAGAUCCACCUCGUCGUGGAGUCAUGGCAUCUUACACGUGUCGUAUGUCGCAACCGGAGAGACACAAGAGCAUAAUUAGACCAGAAACGCUAAACACGACGCUUAUAAACGUUGUGCACCACUUUCAACUAAAAGAAGGGUUCACGUUUGUUGACGUUGAAAAAGAUGCGAUGAUAAUCAACCAUUACAAAUAUCAGGUAUGGGAUAUUUUUAAGGAGAAGUUUAAAAGAAGAGUGGCAACAUAUGUAGCGGAUUGGCAGGACAAGGAGAAUGUCGGGUCGAAAGAUCGGACACCCGGGUUAGGGACACGACCCGUUGAACCGUCUGAUUGGGCUGAGAGGUUCUGCGAAGUGAGAGAUAAUGGGCUCAAGGACUGGGUAUUGGAGAAUUUCGUGGACCGUAAAACGCAGCGUUUAGUGUGGGAGGGAGAAAGGAAUAUAAUGGUGGGUGAAGUUGUUGCUCAGAUGGGUUUGUGCUGAUAAAAUAAUUGGUCGGAAGAGGAAAAAGCAAUUUAAAACCCAAUACUGUUGUAAAAGAAUCUGUAUGUUUUAUUAUUCUUAUGUUUAAAGAUAGAAUUACACUCUUAUAGAAUAAUGAAAAGAAUACAAAUCA
Brassica oleracea var. oleracea is the source of this 1959-nucleotide messenger RNA. Its product is annotated as UPF0392 protein RCOM_0530710. Lineage: Eukaryota; Viridiplantae; Streptophyta; Magnoliopsida; Brassicales; Brassicaceae. The transcript is spliced from 2 exons. Bases 129 to 1826 code for a protein of 565 amino acids. The record is from RefSeq and is a predicted model, not a curated record.